Molecule: messenger RNA, 1395 nt
Organism: Tachysurus vachellii
Lineage: Eukaryota; Metazoa; Chordata; Actinopteri; Siluriformes; Bagridae
Product: rhamnose-binding lectin-like
Exons: 12
Coding region: 45-968 (307 amino acids)
Molecular function (GO): carbohydrate binding
Source: RefSeq, a predicted model, not a curated record
AGCUCUUCCAGUGGUGCAUCACUUGAUUCAUCAACACCAGCAUCAUGAUGCUCCUACUGAGGCUCACGCUACUCACCUUACUUAUUGCAGCCAACAAUUGGCUUGUUUCUGGAGAGAAUAUGAUCACCUGCUAUGGUAAUAUCCAGCACCUCGCUUGUGACACUGGACUGAUAAAGGUGAAGUCUACUAUAUAUGGGCGUACAAACCGUGACACCUGUAGUAAUCGGCCCCCUUCUGAGAUUGCUAAUACCAACUGUGUCUUGAGUAUUUCUACUAUUGCUGACAGGUGCAAUGGACUAAGAGAGUGUGAGGUAAAGACUGAUUUACUUGGCAACCCUGACCCAUGUUUUGGAACCUACAAGUACUACAACACCACUUAUGACUGCAUCACUGGCCAGAACAUUGUGAUCUGUGAGCAAGGCUACAGCACGCUGAACUGUGGAGAUGGUUCUAUUCAGAUCAUAAAUGCAAACUAUGGCCGGGCUGAUUCAGUAACCUGCGUAAAUGGACUUUCCAACAGUUUGGUCCAGAACACCAACUGUUAUGCUCCAAACACACUCUCCAAAGUGGCCUCAAUGUGUAAUGGAAAGAAGACAUGCACUGUACAAUCUUCAUACACCAUCUUUACCGAUCCUUGCAUUGGGACUGCUAAAUACCUCACUGUGUCCUACAAGUGCCAUAGGACACUUGUGACCUGUGAAGGCAAUACUGCUAUACUGACAUGUGGUGCUCGCCGUAUAAAUAUUAUCAGCGCUAACUACGGCCGAACCGAUUCCACCACAUGUUCUUCUGGACGACCUGCCAGUCAACUCAUUGUCACAAACUGCUACACACCUGAUGCACUAAAUAAAGUUGCAGCUAGAUGUGAGGGACAGAGCAGCUGCAACGUGCCUGCUACAAAUGAUGUCUUCUCUGACCCAUGUGUUGGCACUUAUAAAUACCUGACAGUUGUGUACUCCUGUUUCUAACUAAUAACAGGAGGGAACCCAGCUUCAUCUCCAUUGGCCUCUCUUCAGUCUGAAGCAGUCUGAGACUGGAUUCUUAAAUCUUAAACCAUCAGUUCAUACAAUGUUGGAUUUUUGUUUUUGGUGUACUUAAUAUUUGCAUGUUAUAUAAUCAACUGAAGAUAAACACGUGCUAUUUACUAAUGAUUACAAUAAAGUCAAUGCAAGCAUAAGAGUGAUGAGGUUUGCAUGACUUCGUACCUUAAACGUCUCCAUAGAUUACGCACAAGACAGUUGUUUUUGACACAGAUGCCAUUUGCUAAUAAUGGCGUUUGUGCAAAUCAUCUCUUUUGCAAACUAACUCUUUAACCACCAGGACAACAGACAACUUAAAAGCACUAUGCUUUUCUGUAAAUGUAACUAAAUUGACCAAUAAACAAAUAUUUCAUAA